Messenger RNA from Cajanus cajan (pigeon pea), 2068 nucleotides. Its product is annotated as RING/U-box superfamily protein. Gene Ontology annotation, molecular function: transferase activity. The record is from RefSeq and is a predicted model, not a curated record. NCBI's taxonomy places the organism in Eukaryota, Viridiplantae, Streptophyta, Magnoliopsida, Fabales, Fabaceae. Gene Ontology annotation, biological process: protein ubiquitination.
UUAAAAUUGGAUGAUACGCUGCUGUAACAUAAAAUAUUGGGGCAGUGUCCGAGACACUUGAACAAUUUUCUAUCCUAACUCUGAGAAAUUCACCAACUACGUACUCUGAGCCAAGCCUCCCCCCUCCAACCUUAAUAAAGAAAACCGGUUUUUGUCAACAUUUUCAUUGAAUUUCAGGACCUUAAUGUAUUGUCCCCCUCACCCUCAUUUAAACACCACCUAGGUUUCCUCUCUUCUCCCUUCUCCAUGCUCCUCCUUUAUUCAUUGCUUUAAUGCUCUUCAAUCUGCUUUUAAUUCUCUCUUCAACCCUCAUUCAUUCAAAACUAGUUUCUCUCUUUAUUGGAUAACAACCAUCCACUUGACUCCUUAACUUUCUUCACUCACAUCUCAUUCAAAUUCAUAGCCUACCCCCAAGUAGCACACAUGCUAUAGAUUUCCAUCAAAGUGCUAUUCAUUUUCUUACAUUGCCUAGUUCUGCUAUUCAUGUGUUCUGUUUAUGUUCAAGAUCCGAGAGAGCCAAUUUAUCUGCAUUUUUAUCUUUAACAUCUGGUAUGGAUCUUGUAAGCAGAAGAUACUUGAUUUAUGUGUCACAACAUGGGUCACAGUCACAAUCACAAGCACAAGAACUUUCUCCAAUCACAAGUCCAGGGAGUUCAAUCUUUCACCCUCAUCUGCAUUCUUCUAGCACUAGUUUUCCCAUCAUUGCAAUUGCUAUAAUAGGAAUAAUGGCCACAGCUUUCUUGCUGGUUAGCUACUACAUCUUUGUCAUCAAAUGCUGCCUCAAUUGGCACCGUAUUGAUGUCCUAAGACGUUUCUCUCCAUCCAGAAGGCGUGAAGAUCCAUCACCAAUAUACUCACCGGGCAUAGAAUCUCGUGGACUAGAUGAGGCACUGAUCCGGUUAAUUCCAGUGAUUCAAUACAAAACACAAGGGAAAACAGAAGAGAGAAGAUUCUGUGAAUGUGCUGUUUGCUUGAAUGAGUUUCAAGAAGAUGAGAAGCUCAGGAUUAUACCCAAUUGUGGCCAUGUGUUUCACAUUGAUUGCAUAGAUGUUUGGCUUCAGGGCAAUGCCAAUUGCCCUCUUUGUAGAACAAGCAUUUCCUUGACAAGCAGAUUCCACAUUGAUCAGCUUCUCACCCUAAGGCCUUCUUCCCCUCAGGAUCAAAACCCUCCAAGGCAAAACCUCAUUGGAGGUGAUGAAGAUUUUGUUGUGAUUGAAUUGGGUAAUGACCAUGAUAGAAGCCAAAAUUUGCAAGAAAGAGGCAAUGGUUUGGAGUUACCAUUACCAACAUGCCUUAUUAGUCCUUCAUCAAAGAAAGCAAUGAAACUGCAUAAGGUGACAAGCAUGGGGGAUGAGUGUAUUGAUAUUAGAGCCAAAGAUGAGCAGUUCUCAGUCCAACCUAUCAGAAGGUCUUUCUCCAUGGACUCUUCAGGGGAUAGACAGUUCUAUUUAGCAGUUCAAGAAGCUCUGAGGCUUCACAACAGGCAAGUCAAUGAGGUCAGCACCAUUGAAGGCUGCAGUGGUAGUAGUGGUAGAGUCAAAAGAUCAUUCUUUUCCUUCGGACAUGGAAGUAGAUCCAGGAGUUCUGUGCAACCUCUUUCUUUGGAUCCCUGAAAUUUUUCUAUUGUCAUCCCCUUCCAUUAUGUUUGCAUCUUGCAAGUUUCUUAGGUUUUUAUUUUUUUGCUGAGAUAGAGAUGUUAGAUGAAUGAACAUUGAACAGGUCAUAGGAUUGUAUGACACACAAAUAUUCAAUUGGAUUUAAUUUUAACUUGAAGCCAUUAUUUCUGUAUUGUGUAUGUUUCUGUAUUUCUGUAUUGUGUAUAAAAUGGCAUGAUGUUGUGGUUUGGUAUACCUUGCUUCAAAAGGCAUGGAGCCAUGAUAAUGAGCAUCAUUGCCGAAAUCAUCUUAUGUUAGCUUUUGUAAAGAAAAAGUUUUCCCGCUAUGGAUCAGUUAUGUUAUUCCAUGUCUUAUUCUAGGUGUAUCAAAAAGAGAAGUAAGCAAAUCUGGCUUUGAAGUAAAAGUAACGGUAGAAAAUGAAGCAAAAAAAAGAAGAAAAAAAGAAAAGAAAA